This is a messenger RNA of Rhodotorula graminis WP1, 2203 nucleotides long. RefSeq lists its product as uncharacterized. Gene Ontology annotation, molecular function: oxidoreductase activity, acting on CH-OH group of donors; flavin adenine dinucleotide binding. Bases 1 to 2187 code for a protein of 728 amino acids. The record is from RefSeq and is a predicted model, not a curated record. The transcript has 14 exons. Lineage: Eukaryota; Fungi; Basidiomycota; Microbotryomycetes; Sporidiobolales; Sporidiobolaceae.
AUGGGCAGGUUCGCGAGACUGACACAUGGCCGCAAGCAGGGACCCUCGACCGCCGCCAUCCAGACGGCGACCCGCAGCCCCGUCGUCCUGCGCUCGCAAGUCGCCUCGGCCGUUCCGUCGUCGCUCGCCGCACCGUGUCGUGCAGCGCAACCCACGCCGACCCGCACGCCGUAUCACGAGCCGCACCUCCCGGCCUCGCGCCUCGUCCCGCUCGACGUUCACGGCGUCCUCUCGCUGCGCGACCGCGUCGAGCGCGAGUGCCUCGAGGGCGAGCUCGCGGCGCGCAAGUUCUCGUACAUCGUCGUCGGCGGUGGGACGGCGGGACUCGUACUCGCGCGCAGGUUGAGCGAGGACCCCGAGAACAAGGUGCUCGUGCUCGAGGCGGGACCGUGGAAGGACAAGUGCGCCGAGAUCGACGUGCCCAACAUGUCGGGCAAGCUGUGGCACACCGCCGUCGACUGGGCGUACCACUCGGCCCAGCAGGAGGGCCUGCACGAGCGUCGUGUUCUCUGGCCUCGCGGCAAGCUCCUCGGCGGCAGCUCCAACUUCAACGCGUGCAUGCUCACUCGCGCUCCCGCACUCGACUACGACGCCUGGGCCCGGCUCGGCAAUCCGGGUUGGGACUGGCAGUCCCUCCUCGAGUACCAUCGCCGCAGCGAGUCGUUCCACCUCCCGACGCCGGCGCUCAACCUCUCGCCUGCGACCGCGCACGACCCGACCUGGACGCCUUCGGCACACGGUCACGAUGGCCCCGUGCAGGCGAGUUACUCGCCGUACGUGAGCGAGCAGAUGCAGGGCCUCUUCGAGGCGUUGCGCGAGGACGGUCUGAAAGAGAUCGACCCGAACGGCGGCGCUGCCGCUGGCGUCGGCUAUGCGCCGGCCUCGAUCGACCCGAAGACGCAGACGCGCUCGUCCGCCGAGGCAGCCUACUACACGCCGAUCAAGGACCGCGACAACCUCCUCGUCAUCACGUGCGCGCAGGCGACGCGUCUCGUCUUCUCGUCCAAGAGCGCUGUCGGCGGCCCGCUCAUGGCCAAAGCCGUCGAGUUCGUCGACCCGCACGACCCGACCCACAAGCUCGUCGCUCGCGUCGCGGACGAGGUCAUCCUGUGCGGCGGGACGUUCGAGUCGCCGCAGCUCCUCGAGCUCAGCGGCAUCGGCAACGCCCAUCAUCUUCAGCAAGUCGGCGUCAAGCCUUUCGUCAAUCUUCCCGGCGUCGGCGAGAACCUGCAGGACCACCCGAUGGUCGCCAUGUCGUUCCGGCUCGGCCGCCAGCACGACUCGCUCGACCUUCUCGAGCCAGACCACCACUACGCCAACGAGGUCAUCGAGGAGUACCACCACCAGCAGGGUCCGCUCACGCAGGGUGCCCCGAUCGUCGCCUACCUCCGGCCCUCGUCCUUUCUCACCCGCACCGAGCUCGCGCACGGCAACGACCUGAACCGCGUCACGACCGACCACUACGGCGAGCUGUUCGAGAUCUCGGCGCGCCAGCUCCAGGUCGAGCAGGGCCUGUACGAGGCGAGGGGCAAGCUCGAGAUUGUCGCCAUGAACCGGUUCCUCGGCGGGACCAAGUACGAGCCGGGCAGGAGCUACAUCGGCGUCAUUGCGGCGCUGCAGCACGCGCUGUCGAGGGGGAGCGUCCACAUCACGUCGUCCGACCCGCUCAAGAAGCCGCGUAUCGACCCUCGGUUCCUGUCGCACCCCUCGGACGCGUUCCACCUCGCGCUCGGCGCGCGCCACGUCCACGAGCUCAUGACCGACCCGCACGGGCGCAUGGCCGCCUUUGUCGACCUCGACCACCACGCGCCGCCGUUGUCGGGCAUAAACAUGGCGGGCGACGUGCACGAGGGAGGGGACGAGGGGUGGGAGGACUGGGUGCGAGGGAAUGCGGGGACCGAGCACCAUCCCUCCUCGACCUGCUCGAUGCUCCCUCGGUCCGAGGGCGGCGUCGUCGACUCGUCGCUGCGUGUCUACGGCACGCUCAACGUGCGCGUGGCCGACAUGAGCGUCGUUCCGCUUCUCCCUGGCACCCACACCCAGAGCAUCGCCUACAUGAUCGGCGAGAAGGCGUCCGAGAUGAUCUUGGAGGAUCAGGUGCGCCGUCGCGUUGAUUCCUCACUGCGCGAUCGAGGGCGGAUGGGGGAGACUCGUAGCUACGGCGGCGAGGCCGAGGACGCUGUGUAACUUGUUCUUCUCUCUU